Drosophila innubila is the source of this 659-nucleotide messenger RNA. RefSeq names its product nuclear cap-binding protein subunit 2 (gene Cbp20). Bases 73 to 537 code for a protein of 154 amino acids. Lineage: Eukaryota; Metazoa; Arthropoda; Insecta; Diptera; Drosophilidae. Gene Ontology annotation, biological process: mRNA cis splicing, via spliceosome. The record is from RefSeq and is a predicted model, not a curated record. The transcript has 3 exons. Gene Ontology annotation, molecular function: RNA cap binding. Gene Ontology annotation, cellular component: nuclear cap binding complex.
UGUGUGCACACUGUCAUUACUUUUAAGAAAAAUCAUCGGAUUCGUGUUUUAUUUAUUAAAUUCAUCAAUAACAUGACUGCGUCCGUAGAAUUAAGCUCUUAUCGUGAUCAGCAUUUUAAGGGCUCACGUUCGGAGCAGGAACGCUCUUUGCGUGACUCGACCACACUUUAUGUCGGCAAUUUAUCAUUUUACACAACAGAGGAGCAGAUACACGAGCUCUUCUCCCGCUGUGGCGAUGUGCGCCUUAUUGUGAUGGGCCUGGACAAGUACAAGAAGACACCUUGUGGCUUUUGUUUCGUUGAAUACUACACCCGACCAGAGGCGGAAGCCGCCAUGAGAUUUGUAAACGGAACACGAUUGGACGACCGACUGAUUCGCGUGGACUGGGAUGCCGGCUUCAUUGAAGGCCGCCAAUAUGGACGCGGCAAAACCGGCGGACAAGUGCGCGACGAAUAUAGAACAGAUUAUGAUGCCGGUCGAGGCGGAUACGGCAAACUUCUCUCUCAGAAGAUUGUGCCCAAUACGGAUACCCGCUAAAGUUAAUGUAAACAGAUCAGCCCCCCACUAGAUAUUAAAGCAAGCAUUACACAUAGUUUUUUCUAAUCGCAUAUUGUGUAUUUUCUACAUAGUUCUGUUCCAAUAUAAGUAUAAUUGAAAUU